Messenger RNA from Sus scrofa (pig), 7273 nucleotides. The record is from RefSeq and is a predicted model, not a curated record. Lineage: Eukaryota; Metazoa; Chordata; Mammalia; Artiodactyla; Suidae.
GAAUUUCCAUAUGCCACAGGUGCAGCCCUAAAAAGCAAUAAAUAAAUAAGUAAAUAAAUAAUUUUUUUAAAAGACCAGGUAAUAGGUAGACUUUACCAAAAAAUGUUGCAUGAAACAGAGAGAUCCUAGGAGACCUAAAAUACACUUUAACUUUACUGAUUUUUUUUUUUUAGUGGCAGUGGAGUCCACAUAACAAAAUUAAUUGUUUUAGAGCACUGAAUUCUAAUUUAGUGCACUGAGUUUUUUCAUAUUGUUGUACAAGGGUCAGUCUCCUCUACCUAGUUCCAAAAACACUUUCAUCACCCCCAAAGGAGACCCUCUACCCCUUAAAGCAGUCACUCCCCAGGCCCUGCUUCCCCAGCCUCUGGCCAUUAGCAAUCUACUUUCUGUCUCUGUGGAUUUACCUAUUCUGGAUAUUUUGCAUAGACGGAAUCAAACAACAUGUGGCUUUUUGGGACCCAGUGUCUUUUUUAGACAAUCACCCCCCGCCCCCAAAACUACCAUCUCUUGCCAAGAUCAGGGGAUAAACUUUCUAAUUAGAAAGAAUGAAGGCAAACUCUCGACUUGAAUUCAUAGUUCAAAUGUCCCACAGAAGUAUCUUUCCAUCUUUAUAAAUGACAUCUCUGCUCUCCCCAAAGCACAGUGCUGGGCAUCUGCCCAUCAGGACAGAUGAGCCCUGCAGGAAGGGAGAGCAGAAAGGCCUGAGGCGCCUGCAGGCUGCCCUGGGACCAGGCCAGGACAAGGGACCCAGGGGCCAUCAUGCAGGGUUUGGGGCAGGGGGGAAGGUGCUACAGGAAGGCCCUGGCCCUCAACACACAGUGACCGCCCUGGGAUCCUCCUCUGAGGAGUCCGCUGCCUCCUCCGACCACACCUUGUGUGUGCCAUUCGGGAAAACCCGAGUUCAUCUGCUAAAUUCAGGAUACAACCCUGGCUGUUCCGGGCUUUUCUUUCUGCCUUUCCCUAAUCGCAUCUGGGCGUGCUCUCUUAAAGGGGAAGUGGUGCGUUCUGACUGGCCAGGGCCCUCAGCCAGCAGCCAGGAAACAGCUCCCACGAGUCGCGCUGCCCAGCGUGUCACUGGCUCAGCCUCCUUAUCCAAACGGCAAGGCUGUCUCCCCGGGAUGUGAGACUGUGGCCUGCACUCCUGAAACUGGACAGAAAUCAAGCAGCCGUGGCCUCUCCUUACUCAGCCUGUGUCCCUUAAACAGUGCGCUCCCGUCGGAUUCUCAUAAAUGGAGUCAUUUUAAUUCAGGGGCAGGGAGAAGGCGGAGAACUGCCCCCUUAGGAACGCACUACGCGUAAUUUUUUUAAUCUACAUUUUCAGGUGUAGGGGAACUUCUCUGAAGUGCCUCCUGUGCCUUGGUAGCGUGGCAGCCACCUUCCUGGUGUUAUCAAUCCUCACGCGCUCGUUUCUUCCACAGCGAGUGUAGCGAGUGCCUCUUGGGGCCAGCCCCUGGGCUGAAUGCCAGGGACGGGAGAGGGUACAAGACACCUGCCCUGGGUGCAUCCACAGACAGGAGGCCUAGACCAGUAAAUUAGUCCUUACAACGUGGGAUGUGUGCCGGGGUGGGGGACGGGAGGGAGGCUCAAUGUACUAUAGGGACACCUGCCCACUUGUCACCUUCUGAUGUGGGUGUUAUUGUUUCUGCGGUAUAGGUAAGAAACCUGGGGCUCAGGGGGUUAAGUUAUUUGCCCAAGUCACAGAGCUAAUGAAUGACAGAGCUGGGAUUCGAGCCCAGAUCUUUCUGAUUCCAAAGACAGCAGUGUUUGGUCCACAUUUCCUGUGUCUCCCAAAGCUGGUGCAGAGCAAGAGAAUGACCUCGGGACCUUUUCAAAAACACAGAUUUGGGGGCCCUGGCCCUGCUCUCACAAGGAGAGGAGCCCAGUGCAGCAGCGGGCAGUCUCAGAGAGAAGACACGGUUCAAUGUGCAGACCUUCUCCCUCUCCGGCGUCUCCACCCUCCAAUUCUAGGACAUCACUAGUACAGGUGAAAACAAAAGCCUGUCUCAGCGGCCAUAACUCUGCCAGCAGCACCUCAAAGCCAUUCAAAACGCCCAAAGACAAUCUCCUUACCUCCAGCAGCAAACAGCACACAAUCUUUCCUGCGAAGGGAUCGAGGGACAAACCAUGUGUUCCGGUUCCCGUAGUCAGUUUAGAGAAAAUUCCUAACCUAGUGAAGGCAGAUGGUGCCAAUGUCAAAAUGAACUCUACAACCACUACUGCGGUCUCUUCCUGCUCCACCUCAUCCUCUGCCGUCUCCGCCCCGCCGUUAAUUAAGCCAGUCUUGAUGUCCAAGUCCGUGCCACCUUCCCCAGAGAAGAUAUUAAACGGCAAAGGAAUUUUGUCUGCCGCAAUAGACAAGAAACACCAAAAUGGCACCAAAAACAACAGCAAGCCUUACAGGAGACUUUCAGAGAGAGAAUUUGACCCAAAUAAACACUGUGGAGUAUUGGAUCCCGAGACAAAGAAACCUUGCACAAGAUCCCUCACCUGCAAGACUCACUCACUAAGCCAUCGGAGGGCAGUCCCAGGCCGGAAAAAGCAAUUUGACCUCCUUCUGGCGGAACACAAAGCCAAGUCCCGGGAAAAAGAAGUUAAAGAUAAAGAGCAUCUCCUGACUUCGGCAAGGGAAGGACUUCCAAACCAGUCCGGGCCGGCGCAGGACUCGCUGCCAGGAUCUUCAGGGAGCUCGGGCCCAGAACCUAAAGUCGCGUCCCCUGCAAAAUCCAGGCCACCUAAUUCUGUGCUUCCUAGACCAUCAUCUGCAAAUAGCAUAAGCAGCAGCACAUCUUCAAAUCACAGUGGCUACACUCCGGAACCCUCUCUGCCCCUAGUUGGAGGUGACCUCGCCAGCCGACUGUCGAGUGAUGAAGGGGAGAUGGACGGAGCCGACGAAGCUGAGAAGUUAUUAGACUGUCAUUUCUCCACCCACCACCCCAGACCUCUCGCGUUUUGCUCAUUCGGGAGUCGCCUCAUGGGACGAGGGUACUAUGUGUUUGACAGAAGAUGGGAUCGUUUUCGAUUCGCACUAAACUCCAUGGUAGAAAAACACUUGAAUUCACAGAUGUGGAAGCACAGAAACCCGAGCCCCAGGGCAUCAGGUCCCUCCCCCCUUUUCAGGACUUGCCUAACCAAUCUGCUGUCACUGAGCAACAUUGGGGCUGCCUGGGUGUCAACUCUGGAGAGCGUAGCACCCCGCUGCCCUCUCAACCUCGCUGCCCAAACCCCAGGCCCCGACGGGCCCGAACCUGGAGGGAUGGCAGCCGAUGGGGGCGUGGAAGACAUUAGGAAGAAAAGGAACGGCCAAGACUCUUUUUUCUUUAACAAGCAUUUAACUCUGCAUCAGGAGACGCCAGCACAGUAUUCUCUUUCAGCCAGGAAGAUCCCUCCUGCGGCAGAUAGCCCCAUGCCCUCGCCAGCAGCCCACAUCACUACCCCCGUUCCAGCAUCCGUUUUACAGCCUUUCAGCAACCCCAGUGCUGUGUAUCUUCCUUCAGCUCCCAUCAGCUCGAGACUCACCUCUUCUUACAUAAUGACAUCAGCCAUGCUCUCAAAUGCAGCUUUUGUGACAUCGCCGGACCCGAGCGCCCUCAUGUCACACACCACAGCUUUCCCUCAUGUGGCCGCAACCCUCAGCAUCAUGGACUCAACCUUCAAGGCCCCAUCUGCCGUGUCCCCGAUACCAGCCGUCAUCCCUUCCCCAUCCCACAAGCCAUCCAAAACCAAAACCAGCAAAUCCUCAAAAGUCAAAGACCUGUCCGCCCGUAGCGACGAGUCUCCAAGUAACAAAAAGAGGAAGCCGCAGUCUUCGACUUCCUCCUCCUCCUCCUCCUCCUCAUUAUCCCUGCAGACACCCCUCUCGUCCCCAUUAUCAGGGCCCCACAAAAAGAACUGUGUCUUGAAUGCCAGUUCAGCUUUGAACUCCUAUCAGGCGGCCCCUCCCUAUAACAGUCUGUCUGUGCACAACUCAAACAAUGGGGUGAGCCCACUCAGUGCCAAACUGGAGCCCUCAGGACGGACCUCGCUGCCCGGCGGCCCCGCGGACCUAGUGAGACACGUGGGCUCGGUGGGCGGCAGCAGUGACUCCUGUCCCCUCUCUGUGCCCUCCCUUGCAGGGGACCUCUCUCUGGCCUCACACAAUGCCGUGUCUUCUCUGCCCCUCUCUUUUGACAAAUCAGAAGGAAAAAAGCGUAAGAACUCGAGCUCUAGUAGCAAAGCCUGUAAAAUCACUAAAAUGCCUGGAAUGAAUAGCGUUCACAGAAAGAACCCGCCCAGCCUUCUCGCACCGGUGCCCGAUCCCAUUAACAGCACCUCCUCUCGGCAGGUUGGGAAAAGCAGCAGCCUAGCUUUGUCGCAAUCCAGUCCUUCAAGCAUAUCCAGCCCAGGACACAGCCGACAGAAGACCACAAACAGAACGGGCAGGAUAAGGACUCUUCCAUAACAAGACUAUGAAGCCACUUCCAAACCAAUGCCUGGCCACCGGACCCCACCCUAGGAGGCAUAGGCUGGAGGAGGGAGGGAAGUGGGCAGUGGGGAGAGUCUGUUUCCUGCGUCCUGCCUGUGGCUCUAGCCUUUUUUCUUCUUUUUUUUAAUUGACCAAUUUUUAAUUUUGAGGAAAAAGGCAAAAGAACGUGAUUUUGAGAUUUACAGAAAAAAAAUACCAGUGUUUUGUUUCCGUUCUUUCAUUUGCCACGUGUAUACCUUCUUCCAAGUUUGGGGUCACUCCUAGCUUCUGAUGCUGCUGCUGCAUCCUUUCGCUCCAACCAUAGGAGCAGACAUUGCAGAAUGUCCAUUCCUGGUUACAUCAUCUGAAACUCUUGAACUUGAGCACAUGCAGUGCUCCCUUCCUUGUCCUUUCCCACCUAUCUCUUCCAUCCCCUCCUACCUGUUACUCUCUAGGUCCCCACUGGCCAUUCGAGGAGCAAGCUCUCCCAAGCUUCCCUUUAGAUAGUGUGCUGGGGGAGGGGCUUUGCCGGGGGAGCAGCCUGUGAUUGGGGAGCAGAGAGCUGGAGGUGGGCUGAGUGCCCUCACCAGGUUUCUAGGCUGCCUAGCACAGCAGGAGGAGCCCGAUGCUGUAAGCAAAUUUGAAAAUAGUGGUCAUUUAAUGAUGGGGCUUCCUCAGUACCACUGCCCAGUUGUGUAGCUCGGAGAGGAUGUGCGGGGUCAGGGACAGGGACGGGAACCAGCCUGGGAGGUGACAGGAAGAUAGCCUCAAAAGAUGGUAGGGACUGAGUGACUGGGUUAAUCUGAUGUGUAAGGCAUCCAGGCUGCAAAAUCCCUUCCGAGGCACCGUGUACGAGGGCGCUUAGCCGAGCGAGCCACAGGGAAGGAAUUCCAGGGAAGAGGGUACGAGACCCCAAGAAGUCACUCAGGAGGAGGCAGGGUGCCCCCUGGGCUAAGCAAGAGGAGAAAAGGCAAGGCCAGAAGGAAGGGCCUGGGGAAAAGUCGCUGUAAAAGGUUAACUGCCAAAGCCCCAGUGGGAAUAAACACUGGCCUCCCCCCCAUCCCCCAUCCCCACCCCCACCCUCACCCCCCACCCCCGACCUCCACCUCCACCUCCGUGCUCUGGGCCACAGGGCCCUGUGGACUCAGCACAUCCCUAGAUCCGCUCAUGCUAGGUUGUGAGAGGCUCCCACCCCGAUCCAGCCACCCCAGGAAGGUAAGACCACUGCUUCUGGAGAAGAGCCAUGUGCAAGAUUCCGAAGGGAGCAGCUGGAGGCUUGCAGCUAUAAAACUGUUCACACUGGAGUUUUGAAAGAAACAACAAUACCAUAAGCUCUAAUUGGGAAUCCUAAUCAGGAAAGGAAUUCAUGACGUCUCAUAGGUUUUUCUGUGCUACGAAUCAUGUCACUUAGUGUAAAGGUAGAGAUACUAGGAGGUUUUACUUCAGCCCUAAGUCAGAAAUGAAUGCCAGUUUCGCAGCUGGAUGUAAACCCUCAUCCCCACCCUGAAGUUUUCCUCUUCUUUCCCAUUCCCCCCAAACCCAAAGAUCAGACUACUAUUCAAUUUUACCAUAUGAUCGGAUUUUUUGAAGAUGGGAGGCAAACGGAGUGAUUUGCAUCAAUGGAAUUGCACUGACAGUGUUUCUUAAUAGGAUUACUAAAAUUUUUAAUAUAAAAUGAAGAUUUUUUUUUAAAAAUCAGGAGUUGAUAUUAGGUACUAGGACAUUAGUUCAGAUGAUUUCAUUUUUAUUUCUACAGUGUUAAAAGUGCACUUAUAUGCUGGUUUAUUUCCAUCUUGGGAAAAAGAGACUACAAAUUGAAGGGAAGAUUAUUACUUUUUCUUUAAAAAAAAAAGGUUAAGGCAGAUUUUAAGACUUAUAAAUGUUUAAGAAAUUAUAAACAAGGUUAGACCCUUUGAAAAAAAAGUUUAGAAAAUAUUCUUAAAGUAAAUUUUUAUAGUGUUAAUUUUGUAAUAAUUUAUGUUUUACUAUAUUACAGAGCUAACUGACCAGAAUAGUUUCAGAAACAAUAUGAAACUUAGGAAAGUUGAAGCAAUGUUUAUAUUUUUAAAAUGUUCUUUGAAUUAUGUUUUUAUUGUACAUUUCUUCAGACUGAAAAGUAUGUACAUAUCUUUGUUAUUUUUGCACAAUUUUCGUCUUGUUCGGUUUUAGAAGUCUUUUUUUUUAUAAUUUAUUUUGCAUUGUCAUACUUGCAGGAGUAAAAACAAACAAACAAACAAAAUCUCAGCAACAAAAUAACCCUCUGAUUUAUAAACUCUUACACUCAAAGAGGGAAAACAAAGGUUGAGAGAUUAAGUGGCUGCUUCUGAGAAAUGCUGUCUCGACAGGGACUAAAGGAGCAAUUCAAUGGAUCUUAAACAUUUCAGCUCUCUACAUCUUGAGUUGCAAGCUGGAUUAAAGAGGCUCCCCACUGAAUGCUGCUUACUUGGUGAAAGACUGGCUCUGACCAAGGUGAGGACAUUUCUGGAAAACUGAGCAAAAAGGGAAAGCCCACGGUGUUUCUUCCUUCACAGUCAACUACAGGUUUACUUUAUAAUGAUGUCAUCCAAAACUCACAGCUUGAAAAAUGGAAUGCAAAUAAAAGGUUUUCUUUUGGUUUGUUUGAAUGGAGUUCAACUGGACCAGCCUAUAAAGCAUUAUUAUUAGGGGGGUAUCCUUCGGGUACUUCUGUUCUGCACCCCCAACUCAGCCCUCUCUCCCAGCCCCUUGACUGCACACACCCUCAUCUGCCUGAAGAUCUCAUGACUUGUCGCCAGCCAUAGAGGCUCGAAAGCUCUGGUUGUUAAGCGUAACGCAAUGCAUAGACCUGUCAGC